AUGAACAACAACAUGAAUCAAUUUUGUAGAGUUAAUUGGCCAAAAGGUCUCAAAUCAUUCAAAUCAAAGACCAUUCGUUUAAGUUAGGACGUAGUCUCCUAUCUCAAAGAGGAUGGCAUACUCUUAAAUGAUGCCUGGAAAAGGCCACCACUAUAGGAUAAUGGAACAAAGCGUUUUCCUGAAUUGGAAUAGAUGGUUAAUGAAAUUUUGGAUGACUUCGAAAGUGUGUUUAUUAAGUUGAAUUGGAGGGCUCCUCUUGAUUGUUAGAACACUUUUUAAGACAUGUGCUUCUCAGAUUUGCAUGAUAUCAUGAUGGCUCUUAAAUAUUCCGGAGUGAUUAUGGAAAUGAUUGAGGAUUAUGAUGAAUAAGUCAUCGAUCAAAAUCAUCCAGAGAAAUGCCAAUUAGUUGCAUAACCUUCCCAAGGAUAUUUAUUGGAAUUAAAAAAAUACUAUAAAUUGAGACCGAAUGCAGAAUUCAGAUGUUUUGUCAAGAAUAAAAAGUUGAUAGGCAUCUCCUAAAAAAAUCUCUACUUGAUAACUGAAGACGAGAGUGUCAAAGACAAAAUAUAAAAUUAUUUCAAUAAGAUAGUUGAUUUGAUUGAUAUUGAUAAAUAUGUCUUAGAUGUUUAUAUUGACAUUCCACCAAAAGAGAAUAUUAUUCUGGUCGAUUUGAAUCCCUGGUAAGAGCAUACCAGAUCAAAAUUGUUCACCUACGAAGAGUUGGACAUUUUUUAAGAAUGCCAAUUACGAUUAGUUAAGAAUAAAGAUAUGAUUGUCUAAGAAGAUUACAGCGGAUAUAGAGAAUCUGUGGACAUAGAGACUCUAAUUUAAUAGCAAUAGUAGGAAAAACAAUAAUAAUAAUAAUAAUGA
Messenger RNA from Paramecium octaurelia, 870 nucleotides. NCBI's taxonomy places the organism in Eukaryota, Ciliophora, Oligohymenophorea, Peniculida, Parameciidae. The record is from the annotation of a GenBank genome assembly.